Mucor mucedo is the source of this 1373-nucleotide messenger RNA. Its product is annotated as SMAD/FHA domain-containing protein. Lineage: Eukaryota; Fungi; Mucoromycota; Mucoromycetes; Mucorales; Mucoraceae. The record is from RefSeq and is a predicted model, not a curated record. Gene Ontology annotation, molecular function: protein binding. Bases 198 to 1301 code for a protein of 367 amino acids. The transcript is spliced from 7 exons. Gene Ontology annotation, cellular component: cytoplasm.
AUAGGCGUCAGCUUUGGCCUUAAACCCCUGGGCUGCAGUAACAUGAGGUAAGUUCGACAUGGACCUUCUUAUCAUCUAGCAAAAUAAAAAGAAAUAAUAUUAUAAAACCCGAAAAAAAGACGUCAGAUUUAUAUAAAAUAUAUAAAAAAUGCAUAUCCCUUCCCCCCUCUUUCUUUCUUUCUUUUUUUCAAGAGACCAUGAUGACCGAGUCUUCAGCAGUUAUGCCGAUGAAUGACGAAACGGUUAAAUUAUUGAAAAAAGGUCCCAUGACGAUACAGAAGCGUAAUUCAGUUUUUACAGUCAUACUUAGACCUCAUAACACCCACUUCCAAACAAGAACGCUAGAAUUAAGAGACAAAGUCCGUAUCCGAAUCGGCCGUCAGACUUCAGCAAAGACCACCCCUACAGCCUAUAAUGGCUAUUUUGAUUCCAAAGUGCUGUCUAGACAACAUGCAGAGAUUUGGUGUGAUAAAACCAAAGUUUUCAUAAAAGAUGUAAAGUCCAGCAACGGUACUUUUGUUAAUGGAUCCAGAUUAUCCAACGAAUGCGAAGAAAGCGAACCCAAGGAAUUAAAGAGUCAAGAUGAGCUAGAGUUUGGUAUUGAUAUUGUCAAUGAUAAUGGAGCAGUUAUGUACCAUAAAGUCUCUUGUACUGUACAUGUUUUCCCCGUGCCUUUAUCUCAGGUGGACGAUGGUAUUAUAAAAGAACUUUCGAAUCAGCACCCAGUACAAGUCUAUCCUGAUCCACAUUUGUCUCGAAAAUCAUCCACUUCGUCGAUCAAUACAGUAGCCACAGUAGAAAAUGGAUCUUUAGUGACAACGACAAAGCGAGCCAAAAAGCUGGAAAAUGUCCUCAGUAAAUUACAAGCAGAGAUAGAGAAAUCAAGACAAGUGGAAAAUGAGUUGAAAUCAAUCAAGGAUACAGUGAUGGAUUUAGAUAAAGUAUUCAAUCAAGAAAAGAUGAAAAAGAGCGAUGAACUCGGAGAAAAGCUGAGCUUGGCCGAAGCGAAAAUAAAGUCAUUCAAUGAAAAGUGGAAACAUCAGACACAAGCCAUUCAAACAGCAAAGCUCGAGUUACAUCGUUUAGAAAGAGAAUUAGCGGCUCAUGACGCUUGGAAGCUUGAAAAAGAAAAGCUGCUCAGCGAACUGGAACGAGAACAGGCCAAAACAAAGCUAUUACAAGAACAGUUAAAAAGACAGCAGUUUGGAUUUUUAGAUGCAUGCCAGAUUAAAAGCAUACAAUUUUUGUUUGCAGUGUUGAUUGGUGUUCUUUCGACACUGUUUUAUGUCUUGUUCAAUUAAGACAUGUUAUAUAUACUAUUAUUUAUAUCCUUAUUGUAUUUUUUCUCCCCCCAAAUUAACCCCUUCUAAUUC